Molecule: messenger RNA, 1813 nt
Organism: Neohortaea acidophila
Lineage: Eukaryota; Fungi; Ascomycota; Dothideomycetes; Mycosphaerellales; Teratosphaeriaceae
Product: fatty acid desaturase-domain-containing protein
Exons: 1
Coding region: 63-1772 (569 amino acids)
Biological process (GO): lipid metabolic process
Cellular component (GO): membrane
Molecular function (GO): oxidoreductase activity, acting on paired donors, with oxidation of a pair of donors resulting in the reduction of molecular oxygen to two molecules of water
Source: RefSeq, a predicted model, not a curated record
UGACAACUCGCCUCCGCCUCUCCUUUCCUACGCAGCUAUUGAACACGGCGCCGACGUUUUUCAUGGCCACAACAGCACCAAACCGAACCCGCCAGCGGGAGGCGGUCAUCACCCGCGGACAGAUAGCCAGGCUCAUCGCAGAGGGGAGAAAGGUGGUAAUCGUCGAGGGAAGAGUGCUCAAGGUCGACGCCUGGCUGCCUUUCCACCCCGGUGGCGACAAGGCAAUCCUGCACAUGGUCGGACGCGACGCCACCAACGAAGUCAGGGCAUUCCACUCUGCCGAAACUCAGCACUUCAUGCAUCGAUACCAGAUUGGGCGAGUGGAAGGACAAUGGAAGGACUUUGUGCCUCCUAUCCAGGGCGGCACUGUCUCCCAGCUUGAUGAAGGAUCCGAGACAGCAGAAGAGAAUGGAGAUAUUACACAUGUCGACCAUGACUCGUCUGAAGAAGAGCACUCACAAGAACCUUCGCCACUCUUCGACCCGGCAGAGCGCCCAACAACCUCGCUGAAAAGGCGCAACCCCAGACCGAGAACUGCAAGCGAGUCGUCUGCAACCUCCCUGGAUACUCUUGAGCUUGAUCCAUCUGCAUUGCCGAACGAAAAGGAUUCACAAUUAGCAACGGAUCCAACGCAACGCGACAUUGAAAUCUUCCCUAGCCUCGAUCCUCUCACCCAACAAUCAAUCAUUGAGAAAUACCGCCAGUUGGACGACCGGAUACGAGCAGCCGGCCUCUACAACUGCAACUACACCGCAUACCUCUAUGAAUUCAUGCGAUACGCCACCCUCGCCCUCUUAUCAUACUACUUCCUACGCCAACAAUCCUUCUCCCUCUCCGCAAUUUGCUUGGGCCUUCUAUGGCAUCAACUCGUCUUCACCGUCCAUGAUGCGGGACAUAUGGGCAUCACCCACAACUUCCACAUCGACACCUGCAUCGGCAUCCUCAUUUCCGACUUCAUCGGCGGCCUGAGCGUGUGCUGGUGGAAGCGCAACCACAACGUCCACCACAUCGUCACCAACUCCGCCGAACACGACCCCGACAUUCAACACAUGCCCUUCUUCGCCAUCUCGCCCCGCUUUUUCGAAAGCCUCCGCAGCACCUACUACGACCGUAUCAUGACCUACGACGCCUUUGCUAGAUUCACCCUCCGCUACCAACACUUCCUCUACUACCCCAUCCUCCUCUUCGGUCGCUUCAACCUCUACGUCCUCAGCUGGCAAUACAUCUUCCUCGGCCAAGGGCCACGCAAGGGCCCCGCAUGGUGGCACCGCUACCUCGAAGUCGCCGGCCAGCUCUUCUUCUGGUACUGGUUUGGAUAUCUAGUAUGCUACAAAUCCAUUCCCACCGCCGGGCAGCGCGUCGGCUUCAUCCUGCUCAGCCACAUGAUCACCAUGCCCGUGCACGUGCAAAUCACCCUCUCCCACUUCGCCAUGUCCACCUCCGACCUCGGCGUCGCGGAGUCCUUCCCCCAGCGCAUGCUGCGCACCACCAUGGACGUCGACUGCCCGCCCUGGCUGGACUUUGUGCACGGCGGCCUGCAGUUCCAGGCUGUGCAUCACCUCUUCCCUCGCGUGCCUCGCCACAACCUGCGCAAGGGUCAAGGCAUGGUGCGGGAGUUUUGCGAGGAAGUCGGGAUUCCCUACGCGAUUUAUGGCUUUACGAAGGGGAAUGCAAUGGUCAUUGGUCGAUUGGGGGAGAUUGCGAAGCAAGCGCGCAUAUUUGCCGAUUGUCAGCGGAGCAUGACUGUCAAGGAUGCAUUGGAGGGGCAUUAGAUGAAGCAUACGCACGCCAUGAAAUGAAAUGAAUGAACUCG